Messenger RNA from Aspergillus mulundensis, 1134 nucleotides. RefSeq names its product Pre-mRNA-splicing factor ECM2 (gene slt11). Gene Ontology annotation, cellular component: Prp19 complex; U2-type catalytic step 2 spliceosome; U2-type catalytic step 1 spliceosome. Bases 1 to 1134 code for a protein of 377 amino acids. Gene Ontology annotation, molecular function: pre-mRNA binding; U6 snRNA binding. The record is from RefSeq and is a predicted model, not a curated record. Lineage: Eukaryota; Fungi; Ascomycota; Eurotiomycetes; Eurotiales; Aspergillaceae. The transcript has a single exon.
AUGCCGCCCCAAAUCAAACAGGACCUUAACCGGUCAGGAUGGGAGUCCACCGACUUCCCAUCGGUCUGCGAAAACUGCCUACCCGAGAAUCCAUACGUCCAGAUGCUCAAAGAAGACCACGGCGCCGAAUGCAAGAUCUGCACCCGUCCCUUCACCAUAUUCCGAUGGAAAGCCGACCGUACGGCGCGCACCAAGCGCACGAACAUCUGCCUUACCUGCGCCCGGUUAAAGAACUGUUGUCAGUGCUGCAUGCUCGAUCUGUCGUUCGGUCUCCCGAUCGUGGUUCGCGAUGCGGCGCUAAAGAUGGUGGCGCCCGGUCCGGAGAGCUCGAUCAACCGUGAAUACUACGCGCAGGGACACGAAAAGGAAAUUGAGGAAGGGCGAGGCGCUGUCGAGGAAUACGAGAAGACGGAUGAGAAAGCACGCGAGCUGCUUCGAAGACUCGCGAACAGUGAACCGUACUACAGGAAGCCGAGGCAGCUGGAGGCGCCACAGGAGGAUGGAGAGACAGAAGCCCCUACAGGAGCUCCGGUUGUCAAGAGCCGCUAUGGCAACGCGCCGGGACCUGUACGAACAAGUGACAGCAGAAGAGGCACGCCACUACCUGGACGGGGUCGUGGAGGCGUACGCGGGGGUCGACCCUUCCCUGGCACCGCGCAGGUUCCACCAUCGCAAGCAGAUAUUCUCCCACCGGCGGAUCCAAACAUUACAUCCCUUUUCGUUACGGGUGUCGAAGACGAUCUUCCCGAGCAUGCUAUACGAUCCUUCUUUGUGCAGUUCGGUCAGCUCCGUUCUCUAAUCUGUUCACAUCGAGCCCAUUGCGCUUUUGUCAACUACGCCACCCGCGAAUCUGCCGAAGCCGCUGCCAAACAUUGUCAGGGUAAAGCCGUCGUUCAGGGCUGUCCUCUCCGAGUUCGAUGGGGUAAGCCCAAGGCGUUGGAUAAUAUGGAUCGGGAGGAACGGUUGAAGUACGCUCGAGAGGGUCGGCAAGCUGUAGGGUCGCCGAGGAACGCGGAUCAAGGCACAAAGGCUAUAACGGCCGGUACUGAAAAAGAGCAACGCACCCAGCAGAUGGCUGUCGCUCCUCCGCCUGGUGCUGGAGAGGUUCAGUAUUCGAGUAUGUCUGGUGAUUAA